Molecule: messenger RNA, 1674 nt
Organism: Cladophialophora immunda
Lineage: Eukaryota; Fungi; Ascomycota; Eurotiomycetes; Chaetothyriales; Herpotrichiellaceae
Exons: 4
Coding region: 1-1674 (557 amino acids)
Molecular function (GO): dipeptidyl-peptidase activity
Source: RefSeq, a predicted model, not a curated record
AUGGCUAGAAACGACCGCCUUAUUGGACCUUUCAGGAAAAGUGUUCAUCCGCAGGAGGUCCUGCCCCCGAUGAACGCUGCUCCUGACCUCAAACAUGAAACGUUUGAGCUAGAUGGAGGCAGAGUGAUCUUUGAGAAAGACGUCGCCAUCACGAUGAGGGAUGGCGUGAAGCUCUACGCCGAUAUUUACCGUCCUGCGGCCAGCCUAGCAGAGCGGACUCCGUCGUUGGUGUUCUGGUCGCCCUUUGGGAAACACGGAGCCGUCCCUAGAGCAUUAUUUAAAAACAUGGGCGUCGACUUCGACAAGUUGAGUCCAUAUACCUUCUUCGAAUUGCCUGACCCGUUUCUCUGGUGCAGCCAGUACCACUACUCAUUUGUUCGUGUGGAUCCUCGCGGGACGUGGUGGUCGGAAGGUACGAAAGCGACCUUUUUCUCGCCUCAAGAAGGACGAGACGGGUAUGAUGUUGUCGAGUGGGCAGCUCAGCAGUCAUGGUCCACUGGUAACAUUGGCUGGGGCGCAGUUUCCUACUAUGCGAUGUCAAUAUAUCAGACGGCUGUCUUGAAGCCUCCACACCUCAAAGCGCUGCUGUUGUGGGAAGCCAUGUCGGACAUUUACCGCGAGGUCAAUUGUGUGGGUGGGAUACCUUCUGUGCCUUUUCAACAUUUAUGGAUGAACUUGACCGGACAAGGUCUUGGGAUGAGCGAGGACCACGCCGCUGUGUCAAUCGAUCAUCCCCUUUUCGAUGAGUUCUGGCAAUCCAAAGUGGUGGACUGGACGAAAAUCGACAUUCCCGCACUGUCAAUCACUGGUUGGUCAUCUCUGGCGGUCCAUUUACGUGGCACCAUCGAGGCGUGGAAGGCCCUCUCGUCGAAGAAUAAGUGGUUGUUGGUUCACGCUGGCCGGGAAUGGAGUGAGUACUAUAAGCCUACCGGCAUCGAGAAGCAGAAAGAGUUCUGGGACCACUUUUUGAAAGGGAAGGAGAACUCCGUGGGCGGGUGGCCGACAGUGCAGCUUGAUGUACGUACUUCAGCGGAUGUGUCAAUCCGGAAAGACUGGAGCAACUUCCCUCCGCCCUCGAAAUUGACCAGAUUCUACGUGGCAAGUGACCGAAAGCUUGCGACGGAGCUACAUGGAGGUGAGGCGACCUAUGCGGCCUUUCGAGCUCACCAGCCAGACUCACUGCUCACGUUCGAUUAUACCUUUGACAAGGAGACCGAAAUUACUGGUCACAGUGCCUUGACCCUCCAUGUGCAGUGUAUGGAGUUCCCGGACACCGACCUUUUCGUGGCACUUCAGAAGCUGGAUAGAGAUGGCAAAGAGGUCAAGUUCUGGAACUCCAGCCAGUUCGUCGAAGCGCCAGCGUCGCUGGGCUGGUUACGUCUGUCCCACCGAGAACUGGACCAAGGGCGUAGCACUCCAGACCGGCCUUAUCAUUGCCAUCAGAAGAGACAGUGGGUGCGGCCGUGUGACAUUGUUGAGUCGCAAAUAGAGCUUUGGCCAAGCAGUACCAUAUGGCAGGCUGGGGAGACCCUGCGUGUCGCCAUCAACGGGCGUGGGUUCCUGAACGCGGAGAACAAAACCCAAGUACGAACACCAGUCCAUGGAUGGGGCGAGGUCCGAGUAUGGUUCGGCGGUAAAUAUGCAAGCGGCCUUUUGGCGCCAAUCGUACCAUGA